CUCUUUUCUGCAGAAAUCAUGUCGCUUACCACCGAAUACACAACCGCUGACGGCUUCAAGCUCAACCUCAACACUGGUCUUUUCAUCAACAACGAGUUUGUUGCUGGAUCUAGCACCAUCGACACCAUCAACCCCUCCACUGGCAAGGUCAUUGCAUCUGUACAAGCUGCCGAGUCCAAGGAAGUUAAUUUAGCUGUUGAGGCUGCACACAAGGCUUUCUAUGGUGGUUGGAAAACCAGCUCCCCCAGAGAGCGCUCCCGUCUUAUGCACAAGCUUGCUGAUCUCGUCGAGCGUGAUUCUGAUGAGUUGGCUCACAUCGAAACUUUGGAUAACGGCAAACCAUUGAAUGACUCUAAGACGUUCGAUGUUCCCGGCUUGGUUUCCCAAUUGCGCUACUUUGCGGGUGUUACCGACAAGGUUCACGGCAAGGUGAUUGAGACUCAAGGCAAGCUUUCAUACACUGUUCACGAGCCUAUUGGUGUUUGUGGUGGUAUCAUCCCAUGGAACUUCCCUCUUAACAUGUUCUCAUGGAAGAUUGCUCCAGCAAUUGCCACUGCCAACACAGUUGUUAUCAAGACAUCCGAGCUGACUCCAUUGUCAGCUUUGAAGGUUGCUGCCCUCAUCAAGGAAGCUGGCUUCCCCCCUGGUGUUCUCAACGUCAUUACUGGUUAUGGUCACAUCGCCGGUGAUGCUUUGGCACGCCACGACAAGGUCGGCAAGAUCGCUUUCACUGGCUCCACAGCCAUCGGCCGUUUGAUCAUGAAGGCUGCUGCUGAGACCAACUUGAAGAAGGUUACUUUGGAAUUGGGUGGCAAGUCCCCCAAUAUCAUUUUCGAUGAUGUUCAGAACUUGGAUGAAGUUGUUUUCUGGUCAAGACUUGGAAUUUACAUGAACGCUGGACAAGUUUGCUGUGCUGGUUCGCGUAUCUUUGUUCAAGAAGGCAUAUAUGACCAAUUCAUUGAAAAGUUCAAGGCCUUGGCUUCCACUGGCAAGGUCGGUAACCCUUACGAAGCCACUACCUUCCAGGGCCCCCAGAUCUCCGAAAAGCAGUUUGAGCGUGUAAUGGGUUACAUUGAGGCUGGUAAGCAAGAGGGUGCUACCUGCCUUUUGGGUGGUAACCGUGUGGGCGACUCCGGUUACUUUAUCGAGCCCACCAUCUUUACUGAUGUCACUCCCAAGAUGAAGAUCAUGCAAGAAGAGAUCUUUGGCCCUGUUGUAGCCAUCUCCAAGUUCACGGAUGUCGAUGAUGUUAUUGAAAAGGCACACGACACCAGCUAUGGUCUUGCUGCUGCCGUUUUCACUUCCAACAUUACUCGUGCCGUCACUGUCUCGAACCGCCUGGAGGCUGGUACCGUCUGGGUCAACUGCUACAACCAAAUCUCUGAGAAUGCUCCAUUCGGUGGCUACAAGCAGAGUGGUUUCGGCCGUGAAAACUCUGUCUACGCUCUUGAGAACUAUACUCAAGUCAAGGCAAUCAAGAUCAACAUCGGCUUGCAAUAA
Molecule: messenger RNA, 1500 nt
Organism: Zychaea mexicana
Lineage: Eukaryota; Fungi; Mucoromycota; Mucoromycetes; Mucorales; Lichtheimiaceae
Product: aldehyde dehydrogenase domain-containing protein
Exons: 10
Coding region: 19-1500 (493 amino acids)
Molecular function (GO): aldehyde dehydrogenase (NAD+) activity
Source: RefSeq, a predicted model, not a curated record